Molecule: messenger RNA, 1006 nt
Organism: Daphnia magna
Lineage: Eukaryota; Metazoa; Arthropoda; Branchiopoda; Diplostraca; Daphniidae
Exons: 3
Coding region: 141-893 (250 amino acids)
Source: RefSeq, a predicted model, not a curated record
CUCUUGUUUUUAAAUAUCGAGGGUAAAAACUUUGUCAAUGUUUAAUAAUCGAUUCUUAUCGGCCUGUCAAUUUGGCGCCUUUCAGUGAUUGCAUGUUAUUUUCUUAUAUUCGAAACUUAAACAAGUUAAAAUAAGACAUCAUGGCAAAUUUCGAGAAGUAUAAAGUUGUUCGUGAUGAACUUGAGAAUUUAAGGUGUUUCAUUGGGGAGUGCAAUUUUGGCAUUGUAAUAAAUGUAAGUGCAGCUGAAUUGCUGAAACAUUUUCGAGUAUGUCAUCGAAAAGACAUUCAGUUUUCCAGCCCUUGCCUCUUUUCCAAGAACUGCUUCCAUUCUCAGCCUUUCAAAUCUUACGACACUCUAUACAAACACCUUAGAUUGUACCACGCAGGCUUUUUUCAGAUUGAAGAGCAGCAGUUAGUUGAAGGUGCUGAUCACGUACCACCAGACAAUGACAUGUUCAUACAAGAUGAAGGCAAUCUGCAUCAGCAACAUCAGAACGUAGCUGAAGGGUAUCUCGAACAUGUUGCUCUGCUUGGUGAUGCCCAACCACAACCUGAUGAUGCUCCCGUAUAUCCCAACAUGGAUACUGGUCUUCUUGCUGGCAAAUUUAUCAGAGAUCUUCUUGCAGUUCGUAAACUAACACAAAUGGAUAUUCAAGAAGUUAUGAAGGGAACGGAGACCCUUGUGAAGGCUUUUAUCAAGCAAACCCUUUCGGAUGCGACUGAUCUAAUGUUGAGAGAAACAGGGUGCGAUCAUUCUGAUGUCUUAUAUACUCUCGAUCCAGCACAACUUGAUCUCUUUGCUGGACUAAAAAACCAGUACAGUCGAAUCAAAUUCUUCAAAGAGAAGUUCAACUUGAUUAUGCCCGUUAAAGUAGAACUUCCUGCAAGGUAAGCUAAACGAUUUACUGAUGUGCAAUUAAAUAAUCCAUCAUUUGUUUAUUAAAAGGGAAAAACAAAGAUUAAAAAUACAGGUUGUUUGAUCAUUCGUAAAGAAUGGAAUUUAAA